This is a messenger RNA of Anarrhichthys ocellatus (wolf-eel), 1655 nucleotides long. Its product is annotated as cilia- and flagella-associated protein 58. The record is from RefSeq and is a predicted model, not a curated record. The transcript has 3 exons. NCBI's taxonomy places the organism in Eukaryota, Metazoa, Chordata, Actinopteri, Perciformes, Anarhichadidae. The coding region runs from base 100 to 1158 and encodes 352 amino acids.
UAGCCACUUCUUCACAUAUUGAACUUCUUCUUGUCUUCUUUCUUAGACAGAGAAGGGAAUGUAUGUCAAAGGAAUUAAAGAUAAUUUAUUAAUCCUAAAAUGUUUAGUAUUCAGUCAUUUGUUUGUUCUAAUGUUAAAUACUUAUGUAAGUAUUUUCUUCUGUCCCUACACAGAAAGUUAAAAAUGCAUCUAGAAGUUGUGAUCUUCGCCCUGUCAUUCUUGACAACUUCAGCAUACCGACUUCCCCGUUACACCAGGGAGGCAACCUGGACUGAUUCAAAGGCCAACCAGGCUCAUGACAAGACAGAACCCAAAACAUAUGUGGAUAGAAUCUACAAGACCAACAUUGAGAGCAGUGACCUUUACGACCCAGAGGAUCACAGCCCUGCGGCAGAGGAGAUGAAACGCAAACUCAACAUGGAGUCGGAGCGUCUGCGUAUGCGUCUGCACCAAGAACUGGCCGAGCUACAAGAGAGGUUGUCCCCAUCUCCCGCCCACCUCAGCUCCACUCUGGCCACCAUGAGGGAGCGUUUGGCUCCCCUCACCCAGCAGCUCCAGAGCUCUCUCAGCAGCAACACCAAAGACUUGUGUGGCCAGCUGAGCCUCUAUCUGCAGGGCCUGGAGACAGCAGAGGUCCAGGCAGAGGCCAAUCCGGCUCUGUACCAGGAAGCCUUCCACUGGAUGAGCCAAACACUGGAGCACAGCAGCUCCAGGGUGGCCGUCCUCAUUAGCGACUUCCAUACUAAAUCCGUCAGGGUGAUUGAACAUCUGAAAGAGAUCAGUGCUAGUGAGCAAGAGGCAGCUAAGUCAGAGCACUGGCAGGAAAUUAGUUCCAGGUUGGGACAGGAAGUGAGUUCGCUGAGGAUGGAGGUACAGAAGAGGAGUGGGGCUCUUAAAGCAGAGCUUGCUGCUCUGCUAGAAACUGCACGGCCUGGUAAGGCUGAAGUCGCAGCCAGUAUGGUGCGGUUCUGCCAAAAUGCAGCCCUGCAGAGCCAAGUUUUUCAGGUCCGAAUGGAGAGGCUGUUUCAGGGGCUUGAAGAGGAGUUGGAGGUCCAGGGACCCUCAAGCCUGUCUCCUGCUUCUGCUUCCUCCUUGCAGGAGGAUUUCUCAGUUAAACUUUCUGCUCUGAUCCAAGACAUUAUGCACUCAGUGCAGUGACAGAGACAAUUGUACAUUUUUGCACAAAACUACCAGUUAACUGUUCUAUAGUCCUAUUAAAGUGUAUAAUUUGACAUGUAUCCACGUGCAUACGUUUGGUCUGCUGUUUGCUAUUGUACCAGCAAAGUAAGUAGCCUGUAAAUAUGAUGUGUUUGCUUUUGAUUGAUGUACUGUAUUUCUUUCAUUCUGCAUGUGAAUAAGUGUGUAAAUAUCAGUAUAUGUUUACAGUGCAUGUAAUAUCAACCACAGAGUGCUGCGCCAACCAGAAUUCAAACUUUAUUUUUGAAUAUGUACAGAACAGAUCUGACUUAUAUACUGCAGAUUAUGCAGUAUGUGCAUUGUGCUAAAUAUAUAGAAAUAUGUAAAUAACUGUUUUAAGCACGGGGAUUCUGUACAUGAUACCCAACAUUUGGUAAGACUGUCAGUUGGCAUACUUGCGAGCCAUUAUCAAAGCAAAUCUAUGAUAACAUACCACAUUAAAAUGUUCUUUAAAUGCU